CAAGCAAAGCAUACAAAGCAAGUCCUUAUACCAAGAAAACUUCUCAAAAGGCAUAAAUCAAAAGCAUUACUUUUAUGUGUCUUGCAAAAGCUCUCCCCAUCCUCUUUCUUCUAUCAAAAAGCAAAACCUCAAAAUAAUGGAAGACGAGGAAGACACGCCAUCACCCUUCUGGCUUCAAGCCACCGAUCGCCGCCGCAGCCGCCUCCGCAGCCAAGCCUUUUCUAUCUUCCUCAACUCUGGUGUCCUUCUCAUAAUCUUACUUGUCAUAGCUUUUGUUUUUGUGUUCAUUGUUGUCCCUUCAUUUAUUUCUUUCACUUCCCGGAUUUUUAGACCACAUUUGAUCAAGAAAAGCUGGGAUUACCUUAAUUUUGUUCUUGUCUUCUUUGCUAUAAUUUGUGGAUUUCUUGGUAAAAAUAACAACAAUAAUAGCAACUCUGAAAGUCCAAGCUAUCACAGCAUAUCAAGUGUACAACGAGAUGUGCAGAGAUCAUGUCCAUCAACACCUGCUCAUAGAUGGUAUGAUCAGAAUCAUGAUCGGCCGGCGGUGGCGCCUUAUAAUAGCUUGACUAGGUUAAGGAGCUUCAGUUCAUACCCAGAUCUCCGGCAAGAAUCCUUGUGGCUGACCAACGAUGAAAGGUGGCGAUUUUAUGAUGAUACCCAUCUUCAUAACUACAGGUUUUCAAGCUCAUCGGAUCAGCUCCAAGAUCAUCGCCCACAACAGCAGUAUCAGGCAAAAGAAGAACAAGAAGAAGAUCUUGUUACUAAAGAUAUAGCUGUUGAUAGUACUGUAAAGGAAGUUGUUUACACCCCACCACCUCCGUCUCCUCCUACUCAACCGCGGUCACCGCCAGCUCCACCACUUUCUCCGCAGCUGCCACCACCUAAGGCUAUGAGAAGAAAGGUGAAGAGAACGUAUCAAGAUCUGGGGCAUGAAAAGAGAGAAGAGAAGGGUUUGGAAGUUGAGAAAUCCUACAUAUCAUCAACUUAUCCAGCCCCGCCUCCGCCUCCACCUCCACCUCCACCGCCACCGGUUUUCAGCAGGAAUGAGAAGAGGAGAGGUAAAGAUCUCUUGACUCCACUGAGAAGAAGGAAAAAGAAGCAGAGACAAAAGAGUGUUGAAAAUCUUGAGAGCUUAUUCGACCCUCAUCAUCCUUCAUCUGUACCUUUCAUACCAUCACCAUCCCCACCGCCGCCUCCACCGCCGCCGCCACCUCCACCACCCCAUUUCUUCAAAAAUCUUUUCUCUUCCAAAAAAGGCAAAUUCAAGAAAGUCCAAUCAGUUCCACCACCACCCCCGCCGCCGCCUCCACCAGUUACUUCAUCCUCUCGCACCCGUGUGUCAAAAAUCGUAUCUCAAAAAGUCACACCAUCACUAGAAUCGCGUGCAUCAAGAACCAACACCACUCAAGUGGCAGCGUUCACAUCCCAUCAAGCUCCCAAAAUGGUUAAGACAGGAAACUCCAGCAGAGUGGAAGAGAAUGACGAAAGCGGCAAUGCAUCACCCUUGAUUCCAAUCCCGCCUCCACCUCCGCCGCCGCCUUUCAAAAUAAAGUCGUGGAAGUUUGUGCGCGAUGGCGACUAUGUUAGAGUGGCAAGUUUUAACAGUUCGCGAAGUGGAUCUCCAGAUUUGGAUAGUGAGGACCCAUCAGAUAAGGAAUCGAGUCCAAUGGCAAGAAAAGAAUUCGGUGGCGAUUCAAGAACGGCAUUGUUCUGUCCAAGUCCUGACGUGAACACAAAAGCUGAGAACUUCAUCGAAAGGUUCAGAGCUGGUUUGAAGCUGGAGAAGAUUAAUUCUGUGAAGGGAAGGUCAAAUCUUGGGCCAAGCCCUGAUACAGUUGAAGGAGAACGCCCAAGAUAGAUAUUUUUUUUAAUUAUUUAAUUAUUUUUUUUUAUUGAGGAAAUGUUUAUUUGAGUUGAUUGAGAUCUGUCACAAUGAUGAAAUUAAAUUAUAGAUUAGGAAUAUGGAAAUUCUUAUAAAAAUUAAACAUGAAGGAAUCAUAUUGGUUUUUAUUUUAUUUUAUUUUAUUGAUAAAUUUUGUUCAUAGAGUAA
This is a messenger RNA of Hevea brasiliensis (rubber tree), 2050 nucleotides long. RefSeq lists its product as uncharacterized. The transcript has a single exon. NCBI's taxonomy places the organism in Eukaryota, Viridiplantae, Streptophyta, Magnoliopsida, Malpighiales, Euphorbiaceae. Gene Ontology annotation, biological process: G protein-coupled receptor signaling pathway. Gene Ontology annotation, cellular component: membrane. Gene Ontology annotation, molecular function: histamine receptor activity. The record is from RefSeq and is a predicted model, not a curated record. Bases 137 to 1858 code for a protein of 573 amino acids.